This is a messenger RNA of Brienomyrus brachyistius, 1325 nucleotides long. RefSeq lists its product as uncharacterized. The coding region runs from base 246 to 1103 and encodes 285 amino acids. The record is from RefSeq and is a predicted model, not a curated record. Lineage: Eukaryota; Metazoa; Chordata; Actinopteri; Osteoglossiformes; Mormyridae. The transcript has 2 exons.
CUUAUAUGUUUUUAAACUUGUCUUAAAAUUUUGUGGUACUUCUACGUUUCUGCGCUUUUGUAAAUGUAGAUCGUAUGUUUUGUCAUUUGAUUAAAGCGUUUGAAGACUUUGCAGCGCGCUGACACCAAUCGGCCACCGUAGCUUAGCAACCGAAUCAUAACAAUUCUUUUCCGUUUAGAGUUUUCAUUUGAACAUUUAAAGCAGCUCAGACUUGCAGUUUAUCAGCAAGAGAGAAGACGCGAAAGAUGUCCAUCGUGAAAACCACCGUGAAUCUCCAGAGGAUUGACUGGCUGCUGCCGAAAGGUGCAGUCAGUGUGCGGAUCGCCCCGGAAUACAUCCCCGGUCCAGUUGGCCGAGGACAAACCAGUUCCAGUGAUGCUGGCCGUCGGAAGAAGUGCCGCACCAGGCCGCCGGCAGCCAGCUCCCUGACCACUUCUGCCUCUCCUGGAUCUGCUGCCAUCCCGGUGGCAACCAGCAGGGGUCAGCAGGGCACAGGCCGCCGUAGAAAAACGGCGGGAGGCCGGUCAGGGCGAAGAAGGAGGUAUGACCAACAGAAGGGGUUAGAGCCUAAGCCCAGCUCACCAACCUUCUCCUCCUCUUCAUUUUUAUUUCCGUCUUCAGCCCCCUCCCCUUUUGUUUCAUCCCCAUUUCUUUUUAUGGGCUCCUCUGUUUUAUCGCCACACUUACUCACACCUGUUAGCCCAGCUCCACAUCCAUAUUCAGCUCCAGGCAUGGUUCAUCUGACCCCUCUGCUUCAGGCUCCAGCACAGGCUGUAGCCGCCUCAUCUCACCUGGAAAAAUUCUAUUGGUUGUAUAACUAUUAUGUAACAAAGUACUCUAAAAUGACCUAUGACGCCAAGUGCUUUACUGAGUACUGGUGUCAGGAGUUUUGGAACAGACAUUUAAAUGAAAUUAACUUAGCGAAACAGGGGAAGAAUGAGGAUAAUGAGGGUACUCAUUCAACCAAGAGGCGUAGGAUUGAUGAAGAUGAGUUCAUCUUUCCUAUUGAUGCACUGGAGCAGCUAAGUACCAUGCCCAGGGCUCAGGAGAUGGGUGUGGAGAUGGGCUAUCAGUCAGAUGCACAUAGCUACAUUUCCCUGUAGAUUCAGCACAUAAUUACACGAGACUUGUCAUACGUACUUAGGAUAAGAUAAAAUUAGGAUAUGUUACCAUGUAGUUCUAUAGCAUAAGGUACUAUAGGAUAAGGUUAAGAUAGGACAAGUUAAGAUAGUCUUAACUUGUAUGGCAUUUUAUGUUUUACAAAGACAUGAUAAAUUACCAUAAGUUUAGGAUAAGAUUAUAUGAGAUAACAUAGUAUAAGAAUA